GGCUCUGGUGGGCAGACCGCAGCCACCGCGUGCCUCGGCCGGCCGCCUUCGAUGGGGGCUUCCCAGCUGGACCCCAGGAUAGGAGGCGCUCUGGCGGCUCCCCACCGCCCGCCAGCCUGUGGGGUAGCGUUUCCCGCGGCGGGCGAUCAGCCGGGCGGCGGCGAGGGCUAUAAGCGGCGGGGCGCCCACCCUCGAAGCAGGAGUCCGAGCGAGGAGACGGCGCUGGAACCCAUGGACACGUCGUAUCCCCGCGAGGACCCCCGGGCCCCGACGCCCCGCAAGGCGGACGGCAACGCCCACACGGCCCUGACGCUGGGGGCACCGCGACCCCCACCUCGAGACCACUUGAUCUGGUCCGUGUUCAGCACCCUCUACCUGAACCUGUGCUGUCUCGGCUUCCUGGCGCUGGCCUACUCCAUCAAGGCCCGAGACCAGAAGGUGGCUGGAGAUCUGGAGGCAGCCCGGCGUCUCGGCUCCAAAGCCAAGUGCUACAACAUCCUGGCCACGAUGUGGGCGCUCGUGCCACCGCUCCUGCUCCUGGUGCUGGUGGUGACCGGCGCCCUGCACCUGUCUCGGCUGGCCAAGGGCUCCGCCGCCUUCUUCAGCACCAAGUUCGACGACGCCGACUAUGACUGACAGGCCGGGCCCUGUCCCUGUCCUGACCAGGGACCCCAACCCCGGGGCUCUACCCCAGCCCCCUGGAGCCCUGACCAUCUACAGGGCUGAGGCCCACCCCUGCCCUAGCCCGGGCACCUAACACUGACUCUGAAGGUCUUUCACUUGGGCCUCAGGGACUUCCCCUCAGCUCGAUGCCCCCAGUUCCCUAACCCCUGGCCCUCAGGCCAGCUCCUUCCUCCCCACUCACCAGCCUCGGCUGUUCAAUUAAAAAGACCUGGUUCCAGAAA
Molecule: messenger RNA, 905 nt
Organism: Bubalus bubalis (water buffalo)
Lineage: Eukaryota; Metazoa; Chordata; Mammalia; Artiodactyla; Bovidae
Gene: IFITM5
Product: interferon induced transmembrane protein 5
Exons: 3
Coding region: 52-636 (194 amino acids)
Biological process (GO): bone morphogenesis; bone mineralization
Cellular component (GO): plasma membrane
Source: RefSeq, a predicted model, not a curated record